Messenger RNA from Aspergillus welwitschiae, 1888 nucleotides. RefSeq names its product Set1-mediated histone H3-K4 methylation subunit Swd1. The transcript has 5 exons. NCBI's taxonomy places the organism in Eukaryota, Fungi, Ascomycota, Eurotiomycetes, Eurotiales, Aspergillaceae. Gene Ontology annotation, molecular function: protein binding. Gene Ontology annotation, cellular component: Set1C/COMPASS complex. The record is from RefSeq and is a predicted model, not a curated record. Bases 208 to 1659 code for a protein of 483 amino acids.
CUUCAAUUCACCAUGCCAGCCGGUAUUUCCCAUCCCCCGCCCGGCUGUAGUUCAUUAACUCUGUGGCUAUUGACUGCACUGGAUGUUUGCUCCCGAGCGAACCUCCCGGCCUUCUUCGCAGGCUGGGGAAUUACCGCCUCUUCUAUCGUUUAACUUUCUGGCUUUGACUUGACGCUUGCCAAAAACAUUCUGUUUGAAUCUAACACCAUGAAUUUGUCUCUUGUCGAUCCCUUUGUCCUCGCUCAGGAUUAUCCAGACACAUUAACGGAGAAGCUGAGAAGUGGACAUGCGACUUGUCUACGGUUUAAUCGCAAAGGAGACUAUCUUGCGUCUGGACGGGUUGAUGGAACAGUAGUCAUCUUUGAUGUGGAAACGAACGGGGUUGCGCGAAAGCUACGAGGUCAUACCAGGCAGAUUCAGUCACUAAGUUGGUCAAGAGACGGUCGUUAUCUUCUGAGUUCUUCUCAGGACUGGAAAUGUAUUCUAUGGGAUUUGAAAGAUGGCUCCCGAGUCCGCACCGUCCGCUUCGAAGCACCUGUUUAUAUCGCAGAACUACACCCUUAUAACCACUUGCUCUUUGUAGCGUCUCUCUUCGAAGAUCAGCCUGUCCUCGUUGAUGUUUCUCUACCCAAGCCCGUCAAGCGAAUCCUUCCAUCCGCUCCGUUCCGUCCUCCGCCUCCGAAGAACGAAGAAAUCGACCCCGCCGUAGCUGCAAAACAAGCAGCUCAAGAUGCGAAACAUUCCACGUGCGUUACGAUCUUCACUGCUCUAGGAAACCAUAUCAUAGCAGGUACAUCUAAGGGUUGGAUCAAUAUUAUUGAGACACAAACCUGUACCACAAUACAUUCCACUCGGCUCUGCAAUGGUGUGGUGAUCUUACUUCGCUUAGCGAGUAACGGUCGGGAUCUACUAGUCAACAGCUCUGAUCGUGUCAUACGCACGAUCCUCAUGCCAGAUCUCUCCCAACUGGGUAUCGAUCUGGAGCCUACCAACAUCAAACUCCAAGUGGAACAUAAGUUCCAAGAUGUGGUGAACCGUUUAAGCUGGAACCAUGUAGCAUUUUCUUCCACUGGGGAAUUUGUUACUGCGUCCACGUUCAUGAACCCUGACAUUUAUGUCUGGGAGCGGAGCCACGGCUCCCUGGUCAAGAUUUUGGAAGGCCCGCGCGAAGAACUAGGAGUGGUCGAGUGGCACCCUAGCCGCCCGAUGGUAGUUGCCUGCGGCCUAGAAUCUGGGUGCAUCUAUACGUGGUCGAUCGUAACGCCCCAGAAAUGGUCAGCCCUAGCCCCUGACUUCGGCGAGGUUGAAGAGAACGUCGAGUAUGUUGAGCGCGAAGAUGAAUUCGAUAUCCACCCGGCAGAGGAAAUCCACCAGCGCCGUCUAGACCAGGAAGACGAAGUCCCCGACGUUCUCACAAUCGAACUGAACAAAGACGGUGCGGAUGAGGAUAUCGUUGCCUCAUUCCGCAUGCCUGUCCUUCUUGAUAUUUCGGACAGUGAAAGCGAGGAUGAUAUCAUCGCUGUUGGGCCCGGGACGAUGAGGAGGCGUAGUCCAGGCGCAGCUCGUGACCGAACGAAUGCCAAUGGGGAUGGGGAGAAGGACAGUGUAAGUGGCGGUAGGAACGGCAGCACACGAGGUCAAAAGGGCCGGCGGCGUUGAUUUGUACUAUCUGUGGGCUAACAAAAUGCGUUCUCUCACUGUCCUUCGUGUUGCUUCUGUCUUACUUUGCGAGUCAUCUAUAGGGUUAUAUGUCAGUUAGAGGGUUCUUGGCGUCUGGUAGGCUGUCUCAAGGGACAUGGCAUAUUUUUCGAUAUACUUACGGUACAUGAUCAGUGGGAGUUUCGGUGGGAGAGCAAAACGUUCAAUAGUAACCAUUUGGAGGGCUUUG